Molecule: messenger RNA, 1437 nt
Organism: Limulus polyphemus (Atlantic horseshoe crab)
Lineage: Eukaryota; Metazoa; Arthropoda; Merostomata; Xiphosura; Limulidae
Product: protein obstructor-E-like
Exons: 5
Coding region: 16-1248 (410 amino acids)
Cellular component (GO): extracellular region
Molecular function (GO): chitin binding
Source: RefSeq, a predicted model, not a curated record
UUUUAUUAAAUUAAUAUGAAAAUAUUUGAGAUUCUUAAUCAUAUUUGUUUUCGUUAUAUGAUCAUUUCAGCUUGUCCAACCGAUCCAAGUACUAUUGACCCAACAUCAGAUGACUGUGGCUGCAACGGAUGCCUAACUCCUCACCCCUUCAACUGUUCAGCUUAUUACCGUUGUAAAGAUGGACGUCGAGAAUUGAUCUUCUGUCCCUCUGGUCUUUAUUUUAACAGAGAUACCAAAGUAUGUGAUCAUCCAAACAACGUUCGCUGUUGGUACUUUAUUUGUCCAGCGCAGAACGGAAUGUUCAAAAAUGUAUUUGACUGUGGAAGUUUCUGGCAUUGUUCAAAUGGAAUCCCUUAUUUUAAGGACUGUCCAGCCAACUUACACUGGAGCGUAGAAAGAAACAGGUGUGAGUGGCCGUGUGUCGCCAAAUGCGAUCCAUCUGUUCCAACCUGCAAGCCUUCUACAACUCAAAAGCCAGAUCCCUGGUGUCCUUGCUCCAAGUGUAUCUCAGAAGAUCCCUUCGAUUGCAGAGCCUAUUUUAAAUGUGAAGAUGGGAGACGAGUGAAGAUGUAUUGUCCUACUGGUCUCUAUUUCAACAGGAUCACUAAGGUCUGUGACUACCUGGAAAACGUUCAAUGCAGAGACAUUGGAGAUCCUAUUCUUUGUAAAUGGCCCAAUGGCAAGUUUAUCUUUCCUGGAAACUGUAAGAAGUAUGUCGAAUGUAUCAAUGGUAUCGCCUUCAUCACGGAAUGUCCUAAGGGCCACACAUUUGAUAGGUUAAGACUAUUCUGUGUGGCCUCUGGCAGUGGAUGUGGUGAAUGGGAAAAAAGUCCCGUAUGUACAACCUUGAACGGACUCUUUCCAAAAGAAGGCGACUGUACCAAAUUCUAUCACUGUUCGAACGGUAUUGCUUACUUGAAAACCUGUCCUGCAUCUCUUUACUUUAACCCUUAUCUACAAGUCUGUGAUUGGCCAAGGAACGUUCGGAAGUGCGGAAUUGUAACAGAUUCACCAGCCUGCAUCCCUAUCCAUAAUAUCAAGUGUCCAUCCUGUGCCUGCCGAGUGGCCGAUCCAAACGAUUGUAGUUCCUUCUACGAAUGCACUGGAGAAGGCAUAGCAUGUAAGAAAACAUGUCCGGCUGGACUCGUGUUUAACGUCAUCAAGAUGGAGUGUGACAUGCUUCACAAUAGUGACUGUUCCCUAGCAGUUUCUAAGAAAGAAGAACAAAAACCAAGUUUAGCAGUUUAGUUCGUGAUUCGUCUAAAUAUGUCACGUGCUCUCCAAAUGGUCAAAACAAUGAACAGAACUGUCCAGUUGAACAAUAAAGCCACAAAGAGAAUGUAAACUCUUAAUGUUUUUUUUAACAAUGACUAAAAUAUUCCGUGAUUCACUAACAUGUUAUUUUUAGAAACUGAUAGAAGUACUCAAAAUGUAUUA